GUUCGGCACACAGGACACCCCUGCUCCGUUCAGCCCAGCACAGGAGAGCACCCUCAACUCAGGGGGUAGUCAUGGCCAGGUUUCUUCCUUCUUUUGGAGGGGUAGGAGGAAAGCUCUCGUCAGGGCAGCAGCACCCUCUCCUGCUGUGGUUGGAUGUCCCUGGGUACGAGCAGGGUCCGUUGCUCUUGCUGUCUAUAGCAGCUUACUAUCUGCUGCUUUUCGCGUGCGGUUGGUUCGUGCUACAGUGGUUCCGGCGUGGCCGCCCGUGGGCCAGGGCCCGUUCGUUCCUCGCCGGGAAGAGCAAGAUCGAUCUGGGCGCGGCGGGCGUUGGCGGCAAGAGGGAACCCGCCCCUCCGCAGCUCCGAUACAAGAAGACCGCUUUCAAUCGGCGCCUGCUGUCGGAGACUACCGUCCUGAGACAGCCGUACGUUCCGAGCCCAUGGCUUGGACAUAGGCUCGGUGGCCACAUGCAGAGCUUCAUGUUUGCCACCUGGUGCCCUCCCGGUGACCGGGCGAUGGUGAGCCGUCUGGUUAGCCGACAAGACCGGGUGGAGUCUUCCUUCGACGGCGGCGUGUUUCGCAUGGAUUGGUUUGACCUCCGCGAGACCCCGUUGCCUGCGGACGCCCCGGUCGUCUUUGUCCUCCCUGGGGUGGUGGGCCAAGGCACUAACGUUUACAUCCGGCACCUUGCGGCCCACCUUUCCACCAAGUACGGCUACCGAGUGGUCACCAAGAACUGGAGGGGAAUAGGGUUGGAAUUAUCUACAAGAAGGCCGGAGACGUGGGACCACGCCGCCCUUUCGGACUGUAGAGACGCGAUCAAGCACCUGAGACGGGCGGUCGGGGAGCACGUCCCCGUCCUUGGCGUUGGCUUUAGCUUCGGCGGCUGUGUGCUGACGGCCAUCGCAGGCACGGUGCCGCAGGAGGAGCACGGGUUGUGCGGGCUGGUGAGCAUCUCCGGGCUCUUCGACAUGCCGGCCAUGAUGAAGCACAUCGCCGAGCAGUAUGCGUACCCGUACGGCUUCGCCAACACGAAGGUAACGGUGAAGAACUACCGCAAGUUCAAGGUGUUGGAAACCCUGACUGCGGAGGCUGAUGCUUCCGUUAUCGACGGUCGAAGCAGCGGCCCGAUCCGCAUCAGCAGCAGCUGCUUCAGUGACGAUGAGGGGAUGGGUCUCGGGCGGUCGUCCUCGUCGGCUACUGCAGAGGAGCCCUUGCGGCCGUCAACAGGGCCGAUACGAACGAGAAAGAAGUUGCGCCCGGCGUCGGCGGCGGCGGGGGGGGCUGCGGCAACGGUGGAAGCGGGUUGUUGCGCCGCGAGCCAAGCUCCUUCUAGCGCCUCCGCCAUAGCGUCGUCGGCCGCACGCGCCUCUCUCUCAGCCGGCAGCGGAGCUAGUGGAGGGCUCGUCAAUGGUCAGACGACGCCAACCACUGUGGCGGCAGAGGCAGUCGCUUCGCGGCGCGGAGACGAGGUAUUCCACACGGCUUCGUUGCUUGACUCCGGCCGCGGGAAGGAAGGGGAGGUAGCGGUGCCGGCGGGAGCGGGGCCAGGGGCAGGUGCUUCGUCGAGGUUGGUGACGGCGAAGGAAAUGGCGGCGAUGAAGGACCCGAGCGCUUUUCACGAGGCGCUGACGCUACCGUUCACGGGGGACUCGAGCGUGGACGCGUACUUUCAACGAAUCGGGCGGAUUAUGGGCCAGCAUGUGUCUUCGGUAACCGUGCCGACGCUGUGCCUCCUCGCCAAAGACGACCCGCUCUGCCCCCCGCACGCCUGGGUGGGUGCUCUCGAAGCGGCCGCGAAGAGCGACGGCAUUGUGGUCGCCAUCACGGAGCACGGGGGCCACUGCGGCUGGUUCGACGGGCUCGGUGCUGGCUCCUGGCUGGAUCGGGCCACGGGAAAUUUCCUGUCGUCCGCUUUGGAGCUGUCGAAAGAGCCGGCCGCCGCCCGCGCUACCGCUGACCGCGGCGCGAUUCCUAUAGCAGAGGCGUCUACUCGAACCUCGGAAGCCGCCGAGAGCCGAGAGCCGUCUGUAUGUACCACUGAUCACAGGAGAUGAGGCCUGCAACACGUACCAGUCACCCCCAGCUGCGUGUCAGGCGUGCACGCGCGGCGGUGCGCGCUGUUACGCGGCAGCACUCACCGAUUUUUUUUAGACCUGAGUCGGGCGUCCUUCGGGCACCCGUGGGCCGUCGCGGCACUGUGAACGACACCCGCUGCGAUUUUUUUUCUGCUCUGGAAGCGUUUUGGUGGCGUACCCCUUCUCAGACUUAAACGCCGACGAAACGCACCCCCCUCUCGGGUCUAGACUCGUGAGCUACAGGCUGUUUUGCGGGUUUCUAAGUGGGUACGUAACACAGCACGUCGAGGAUGGUGAUCGCGUCAUAGCUUGGUAGAACGAGGAGCAGCAGGCCUGUAUCUCUCCGAACGCCGAUGUUUGGAGUGAGGUCGUUUCACGUGAGAGGGGUGAAGGAAAGCACGCCUUUUCUUUUCUCGUAAACGGCGCAAGUAAAGCUGACACCAUGGUCUCACUUUUUCCGCGCUACCCGCAGUCAUCUGAAGUACGUGAGGCCCCCUUGUUAUUGGCGUGUAUUAGUUCGGGAAUUUAGUUGGUGCCCUCCGAACAAGCUGUCACAUGUGUUCACAUCUGUUGCGCUUGUUGUACGCGACUUGUUGCGUAUUUUCUCGUCGCAUGGUUCUGUGUCGCAGCUUUGACAGGAAAGAAGCGUUGUUCACCUAUGCAUGUUGCACUGUAGGCCCCAGCCGGCAAUCAUACUGCCAUGCUUCCCAUUCCGUUGCUUGUUUUGUUCACAUUGACAGGGCGGCACUCAGCCAGCACUCAUUCAAACUGUGUAUUAGUCCCCCUGUAGACUGUUGGUCAUCCUCUGUUUCGCUUAGAUGCUCUGUGCUUGAUUGUCAUUCGGCCUUCGAGCACACGUCAGGGGGCCGACGAGUAGGAACGAUGCCAGCAAACAAAUGACUGGGCGCUCGUUUUACGUUUUGAUGCACUGCCAGUACGUGGAUCGGCCGUUUCUCCGUGUGUCGACUGAUUGGUCUGUUUGAAUUGAGAGGACCUCGGUUGGCAGUCUUGACGCGGCUUUCCUAGUGGUGAGCUUCGCUAUCUGUCCGUUUGUACAAUCGCGACAGCAGUCGCAUCGCUUCGUGUGGCAGUGGUUUGGCUUAAUCGUUUGCUUUAGUGCAACGGCUGUGUUGCGUUUUGCUUGAUUGAAAUGUCCACUACUGUUCUGCGUUAUGUCGAAUAUGUCGAAUAUGACGUGUAGGUGAUACGAGCUCGGAGGAACUUCGUUUGGAGGUUCUUUCAUGCAAUGCUGUCCAGCCUGCGCUCGUCGCGAAACAAGAACCAGAACCACCUGCUGUAGUAGAGAGCUAUAAUAGGAAGAGCGGUCCAUGACGUUGUAGAAUUUGGGAGGUGGGCGAUACACCAGGAACUUCUUCCGGCCGGCGAGUCGUUUAGCGCCACGUGUUGCGCUGCUACGAAAGGCCCAGCGAAAAAGGGGUACUGUCAGACGCAACCUUCGAUGCAAGAGGCGGUUGCGGACGAGAGAUCAUAAAUUACUGGAGCUACGACCUACCCUUCGGUGUUCUCGGUCGAAGUGUUGUAGAACGAGAGAAUGUUCGUGCUGUGAGGCGAGCAGUGUUCACAAUUCAUCUCCUUGAGCUACUUCCAGCAGUGGCACUCGGAGGAUGGGACUAACGAUCCGGGCCCUUCGCAGAGGUCGUUACUCUGUGUGCAUUGGUCCGGAGCGGUUGAGUUACAGAGGAGGCAACACGUUUUGGGACAACAGGGAGGAACUGCAUGGAAUUCUGAAGCCUUAGGAUAGCUUUAAUCUCGUCGUUCGAUAUCCGUGUUUUGUGGGGUCCCCCGCUUCCUGUGUCCGCCCCCCCCGGUGCUUGCCAUCGGGGUUGGGUCUUCGUCGCUUGGCAACGGCGUU
Ectocarpus sp. CCAP 1310/34 is the source of this 3951-nucleotide messenger RNA. The record is from the annotation of a GenBank genome assembly. Lineage: Eukaryota; Phaeophyceae; Ectocarpales; Ectocarpaceae.